This is a messenger RNA of Macrosiphum euphorbiae (potato aphid), 492 nucleotides long. The record is from the annotation of a GenBank genome assembly. Lineage: Eukaryota; Metazoa; Arthropoda; Insecta; Hemiptera; Aphididae.
AUGACUAAAACUGUUUUAGAAAAUAUUGUUCAGGACACUAUAACUUCUAAAUAUUUCUCAAUUAUCAUAGACUCUACACCUGAUAUAUCAAAAGUUGAUCAACUUACAGUAGCAAUAAGAUAUAUUCUACCAGACGGUUCACCUGUUGAACGUUUUUUGGGAUUUUUACCUUCGGUUGGUCAUAAGGCAAAAGAUAUGGAAUUGGCUAUACUUCACUUUUUUUCUGAACUUGGGAUUGACAUGAAAAACUGUAUAGGACCAAUUUAUGACAAUUCUCAAAAUAUGUCUGGAAUCUAUAAUGGAUUACAAUGCCGUAUAAAAAAAAGCUCUUCUACUGCUGAAUUUGUGCCUUGUUCGGCGCACUCACUGAAUUUAGUUGGUACAUUUGCAGCUGAAGAGACUAGUGUAGGUAAUCGGUUUUUUAUGAUCACUCAAGGUUUGUAUACUUUUUUUUCUGGUUCUACAUCACGUUGGAAGAUCUUAGAAAAUUAA